Messenger RNA from Vicia faba (fava bean), 729 nucleotides. The record is from the annotation of a GenBank genome assembly. Lineage: Eukaryota; Viridiplantae; Streptophyta; Magnoliopsida; Fabales; Fabaceae.
AUGUUUCGGGAGGCAAUCGCCGUGUCCGCCGCCACGACGCGGUGGGCGAGUCAUCAAACUCAGUGGACUCGUGACCACGACAAGCUCUUCGAGCGAGCUCUUUUGAUCGUGCCGGAGGAUUUGCCGAACCGGUGGGAGAAGAUCGCUGAGCAAGUUCCGGGGAAGUCGGCGGCGGAAGUUAGGGAUCACUAUGAGGCUUUGGUUCAUGAUGUGUUGGAGAUUGAUUCCGGUAGGGUUGAGGUUCCGAGUUACUCUGAUGAAUCGGCGGUGAGUGGUGCGGGGUUGAAUGAAUGGGAUUCUUCUAAUCAAAUUUCGUUUGGUUCCAAGGUUAAACAUGGCGGUGGUGAUAACGAGAGGAAGAAAGGAACGCCGUGGAGUGAAGAAGAACAUAGGUUGUUUCUUAUUGGGCUUAGCAAGUAUGGAAAAGGUGAUUGGAGAAGCAUAUCAAGAAAUGUUGUUGUGACAAGAACACCAACGCAGGUAGCUAGCCAUGCUCAAAAGUACUUUCUUCGCCAGAACUCGGGGAAGAAAGAGCGGAAAAGAUCAAGUAUUCAUGACAUUACUUCUGUAGACAGUAACUCUGCUCCUACCCCUAUUGAUCAGAACUGGGUUCCUCCUCCUGGUGGUGGUUCAAUGCAACAGUCUCAAGAAACGCAGCAUUAUCCAUCAAACAAUUUUCAAGAUCCAAUGGGUACAUUUGGGUAUUCAAGUUAUAGUUAUCAGAUGUAA